GCGAUCGAUAUCUUUUGCUAAUGAAAUAUCAGUUGAAAUUGAAAAGCAACCAGUUCAGUUCUUUGUUAUUGACGGCUCUUCGAUUAUCAUCAAAACAGUUUUAAUUCAAUUAUAUUUUAAUCAUGUCCAAAGGUAUGUCUCAAUCUGACAGCACCUUUUACAAUGCUUCAGAUGAUACUUUUGAUGUUUCAUCUGAUUCCAAUCUUGCCGAUUAUGCCAACAUGGAUCCAGAGCAAAAGGCUGCUUUAGAAGAAGAAUGGCGAACAGAGCUGGCAAGGACCGAGGAAGAAAUUCAAACAUUGAGACAAGUUCUUUCAUCAAAAUUACGCCAUGCAUCUGAAUUGAAAAAGAAACUUGGCAUCUCUGUUUGGCGAGAGUUUCGAGAUGAUAUUGGUCAAGGGGUAAAGAGUAUUCAAGAAUCAACAGCUUCUGGGUUUGGAAUACUCUCAGCUCCAACCUCAGCGUAUCAAAAAACCACGGAAACAGUUAAAACAGUUGGUGAAAGGACAACAUCCGUUUUAGGAAGUCUCGGUGGUAGUGUUGCUCGAAAAUUAGGAGAAGUAAAAAAUUCCAAUGCAUUCAAAUCAUUUGAAGAACGAGUCGUUUCAGCAACUGGAAAUCUCAAGGAUCGAAUGACCGGUUCCAGAAGUAAUAGCACCAAUAGUUUUGAAGAUGCUCUCAACAGUGAACGAAGGACUUCACAAACAGCAACACCAGCAACUACCCCCACCAUACCAGAAGAUAAAUCACUUUCUUAAUUGAUAAAUCAAAAACAAAAAUAAUAAUAAUGGAUUUUUCUGGAUCCUGUUUGCGAAUGAAAAUUUCUGGGAUGGAUAAUAAAGAAAACGAGUUUUAGAUGUUUAACUAUUGUUCAAGAGACAAAGAUUCGGACUUCAAAAGACUCAAUAAUACAAAAUAAAAAUCGAAAGAAAAAUCUGCCAUCAUGCAUCAUCACCUCACCAGUGAAAAGCAUUGACAGCAAACAAUUCAAAAGGCAAAAAAACAAAAAAAUCACUUAAUUAUACACUUGCAGAUAACCAGGGAAUGAAAAAAAAACUACAAAAUAUUAAUAACGAUAGGUUGAUACAAGAAACAGAGAAAGGUGCUUGAAAAAUUGAUCCCAAUCAAUUGAUUCAGAGAUUAUAGGAGUUUAAUUUUCACAUUCAUCUUUGAGUUAUGAAAAGCAUCAGGUAAACUUGUUUAAAACUUGAUUCUGGUUUUGUUUAUGAUGAAAAGUCAAGUUUAUUAUGCACUUCAAUUUGAAUAUACUUGUAUUUAAACAUAUGCACUAAACAAGCAAAUCUAGGGAGAAAGAAAGCGUCAGAACUCACUACACAAAUAGGGCUGAUUGUUAGGGAUAUGAUAAUAAUUUCUGAUGACGAUGAAAAAUAACUUGUGAUUAAAGUCAACUCUGAACUUGAGCACCAUUGUUAAGCUCAGUGAGACUUAAAUAAUAUCAGAAAUUGAUUAACCAUAUUCACUCAAAAUUUGGUGCUUUCUCAACAUUCCUUUAUUUUUAUGUUAAAAAUAAAGAUCUAAUAUUCAGAGUUUUAUUCAAAAAAAAGCAAACUAAAGUUAUUAACCCUUAAAGAUAUUCAUAAACAAAACUAAAAAAAGUGAACAAGGUUGUUGAUUCUUUUCUAUUCUUUGUGUUCUCAUCAUUCUUUAGAGCACAUUUCUCUUAUUCUUUUGUUGGGUAUUUUAUACUAAUUUUGUUAUCAAUUGUUAUUAUUAUCAUCAUAAUGUUUAACACUCUCACACUUACAUAAAUUGUACACACACAUCAUAAAUGUCUCAACAAUUUGAAUUUAGACUCUCGUCGAGAAAAUUGUUUUACUUUGUCAUUCUGUGUUUUAUUUAUAUGUGUGUUUAUGAUUGUCACAAUUGCUACUCAUUCACAUUGCUUCCACUAAUUUAAAUCGUCAUCAACAUCAACCAGGAUCAUUAUAUUUACCUACUUCGCACUUUUGAAGAAAUUUAUGGAUUAAUUAGAGAUAUUGGUUUCGAUUAAGUUGAAAAAAAGAUUCAUUCUCAACCAUCUGAAUCUGGAUUUUCAUCUUUUCAGAUCUCUAAACUCUACACUUUCCAUCUCUUCACGAACAAAUUGAGAUUGGUUUUCAUUUCAAACUUAAAAUCUAUCGAUCACUAUUCUUCCUUCUAAUCACAAUUUUUCCUCCUUUAAACUUACCUUGAUUAUUUGCAAAUUUUGAACGAACAAAUAUGUUUAUCGAUUCUCUACUAUUUAACGUUUGAUUUUUCAGCUCACCGGUGUUUAAAACAAUGUGUGUUGAUCGUUUGCCCUUUAAUCUUAUUCAUUCAAUUCUGUUAUAUUUAUUCAAUUACUUGUCACGCCCGUGAUGACAAUUUAUCAAAUAAAGAACACGAUUGGGUUUGAUUUA
Molecule: messenger RNA, 2399 nt
Organism: Tetranychus urticae (two-spotted spider mite)
Lineage: Eukaryota; Metazoa; Arthropoda; Arachnida; Trombidiformes; Tetranychidae
Product: tumor protein D52
Cellular component (GO): cytoplasm
Source: RefSeq, a predicted model, not a curated record